This is a messenger RNA of Vespa crabro (European hornet), 3103 nucleotides long. Its product is annotated as fidgetin-like protein 1. Gene Ontology annotation, molecular function: ATP hydrolysis activity; microtubule severing ATPase activity; ATP binding. The record is from RefSeq and is a predicted model, not a curated record. The coding region runs from base 472 to 2232 and encodes 586 amino acids. The transcript is spliced from 3 exons. NCBI's taxonomy places the organism in Eukaryota, Metazoa, Arthropoda, Insecta, Hymenoptera, Vespidae.
AAUAUUAAUGUCAAAAACAACUUUUUAUCGUAUAAGUAUUUGUUAUUUAUUAAAAAAAAGUUGUACAAGUUUAUAACCCUUUAAGCUAAUAAAUAAAUGUUUCGAUAGUGCAUAAAUAAAACAAUUCUACAAGCUUCUUUUACGUACGGCGUAUUAACUCAAUUUUGUUAUCGUUUUACUGUUCCUGCAUUUUUAAAUUGUCGUGUAUUAUUAUUAUGUAUAUUAUUAUUAUUGUUAUUCUUUUAAAAUCAAAUUGUACACGCAAUUUUUAAAUUUUAUUUUCGAAAAUGCUUGAAAAUCACAUUUUAUGACAAAAAUAAAAUUAGUUUGUAUGUUUCGCCGCUAGAAGUCUCAACAGUAGUCGAAUAGAAUUCAAGGUCACGUGAUAUCGUCGUUCGUCCAAUUCUUAAAUUUAAUUUACAAAUAAAAACUAAGAAACAAGAAGCAAUUUAAAAACAACGUUACAAAAUCAUGUCUUUUUGUAAUACAAAGGACAUUGCCAAAGAAUAUAAUAAUUUUUUGGCAGCUUAUCAAGAAUUAAAAUUUUCAAAACUUAAUCAAAAUCAACAUAAAAUACUGGACAUUGAACGACGUUGUCUUGCUGUGAAAUAUUUAACAGCAAAAAGAUCGGGCUUUGAGGAUGUAGCAACAUGUUUGCUCGAAAAAGGCCUAGAAGAAUAUCAACAACAGAUAGAAAAGGGCGGGAAUUAUUGGAAUUUAGUUGAAAUGAAAAUUGCUGAAAAUGAUAAUGAUCCAUUACAAUGGAAAUCAGGAUUAAACGAUGUAAAAACAGCAGUUGAUUUCGUAAAAUGUUUGCCAUGUCAAGAUGAGAAUACUUCAUCAUGCAAAGAAAGAAUUGUUAAUGAUGGUUAUAUCCAAGAUAUUGUUGAUAUGUGGAAGACACAGGAUACAAGAAGGAGGAAAUGUAAUGUACAAACACGGCCAAUGUAUGAAACAAUUCAAGCAAAUGAUGAUAAAAUUUCUCUUAUAAAUAAGAAUUUCCAGAAAAAUGAAAUAAAUGUUGCUUCAUCAUCUGCACGAUAUUAUAGUGAUAAAAACAGUCGUGUAGAAAUUAAUAAAGAAGAAUUUCAGAACUUAGGAACUCCAGGUUAUUCAUUUAAAACUGCCAGAGAUGAAUUAAGUGCUCAACAAAGUUUAAGGAAUAGGCCAGCACAGAAGAAGACAUUAGGUGGUAAAUCUUCUAUUAAUUCUCGAUUUGUGUGUCCGUUUAAACGUGAGAAAGAAAAAGUAAUGCAUUGCCAAGGUAACACAACAGAAAAUGAAAGUAAUUCGACAGAACUAGAAGAUGAGAGGUUGAAAAAUAUUGAUCCAAAAAUGAUAGAGCUAGUUAAAAAUGAAAUUAUGGAUUUACGAACAUCAGUUUCUUGGGAUGAUAUUGCAGGACUUGAAUAUGCUAAAAAAAUUAUUAAAGAAGUAAUUGUAUUUCCUAUGUUAAGACCUGAUAUUUUUACUGGCUUACGUAGACCACCAAAAGGAAUUUUAUUAUUUGGACCACCUGGUACGGGUAAAACAUUGAUUGGAAGAUGCAUUGCAGUGCAAAGUAAAUCAACAUUUUUUUCUAUAUCAGCAAGCUCUUUAACUUCAAAGUGGAUAGGUGAAGGAGAAAAAAUGGUUAGAGCAUUAUUUGCUGUAGCUAGAGUACAUCAACCUUCAGUUAUUUUCAUUGAUGAAAUAGACUCUUUACUUAGUCAAAGAUCAGAGACAGAGCAUGAAAGUUCAAGAAGACUUAAAACCGAAUUUUUAGUACAACUAGAUGGUGCAGCAACUUCUGAAGAUGAUCGCAUUUUAAUAAUAGGUGCAACAAAUAGACCGCAAGAAUUAGAUGAAGCAGCACGUCGUCGUCUUGUUAAAAGGCUCUACAUUCCUUUACCAGAGUUGGAAGCACGAAGACAAAUUGUAAAUAAUUUAUUAACGUCGGUACCAAAUAAUAUUACAGAGCAAAAUAUUAUUGAUAUUGCUCGACAAGCAGAAGGUUAUUCAGGCGCUGAUAUGACUAAUUUAUGUAAGGAAGCUAGUAUGGGACCUAUUAGAAGUAUUCCAUUUAGUCAACUAGAAAAUAUACAAACUGAAGAAAUUAGAUCGGUAACAUUUGAUGAUUUUAAAGAAGCUCUACAAAAUGUACGUCCUAGUGUUUCUCAAUUAGAUCUGGCAGUCUAUGUUGAUUGGGACCGCACAUAUGGUUCUGGUUUCCUACAGAAUGAUAAGGUAUGAUAAAAAACUAUUAAAAAAUUUUAUACUAAUAUAUGAAAAUAAUGAUCUGAUAUGUUACAUUCUAAUUUAUGAUUUUGCACAAAUGAAUAAAACAAACUACAACUGCAAUAGGGCAAUAUUGUUUUUCCACUAUGCGCUUGUUCUAUCGGUAUAUAAGCUUAUAUAAAUAAUAGACUUUUCACGUGUAACCUAACAAUCGAGUUAGUGUAUCACAAAAAUUCUUGCAUGUAGCAAAAAUAGCAAUGAACCUGACAAAAGCAAGAAAAAAUCAUAUGCCCGAUUAUACUUCUCUGAAAAUAAAUUAAUUCAGGUGUUUGUUAAUUGUACAAACUUUAUGUUUUGUUUCUAAUUGAUUACUCAUAUAGAUAGCUAUUUACAGCGCUAUAUAUUCUAUUUAUUAUGAUAAAUAGAAUUUUUCAGUGCGUUUCUCUAAGAAAUUAUUUUACAAUUCUACUAUAUUUAAUUUAUUUAUUUAUUGAAGUAUGAUAAAUGUGUGAAGUAUGAUUAAUGUAAAACAUAAGUACAUCAAUGUUUAUUAAGAAUUAGAUCCAAAAGAUUUUGGAAAUGCAUUGAAAUAUGGAGCCAUUCACCCGAUAGUACUUGCGUUAUAUAAUUUAGAUUUAGAUUCAAUAUAUCGCAAUAUAUUUCAAUGCAAAUAAAAUCGCUCAAAUUAUCUAAACUGUAAGAGUAUGUAGUAGAUGGUGUAUUCAACGUGGAGGAAUUAGUACCAGCAGUAUCAUUGUUAUGAGCUUCUUCAUGUACAGCAGCAGCUAAAUUUUGUGCAUCUUCUACAAAUACUGGAUGUAAUUCUGCAAUUCUGUAAUACAGUUAAAUAAUUUAAUAAUAAAAAUACUAACAUUAUGCAAUCUAA